AUGACGCAAAACGCCUCAACGAAUUCUUCCCUCGACAAAUUAUUGGUCGAUAAAAAGAUGAAUUUUGUGGAACGUUUUUACUGGAGUGAGGAUGAUCCCGAAAUUGAAAAACAAAUUGCAGAGACAUGUAAACCCAAACUGGAAAUAUUCGAGCAGUGUGUUCAACAAAAAAGUUAUAAUCGUUGUGUCAUUCCCGAACGAAGGGAUUUUCAACGUUGCAUCCUCGAAGAAAAACUAAAAUUCAAAGAAAGGGAUCAUUCAUUAUUGCAACGAAUGGUUUUGAAAGCAGAAUUUUACAGAGGUAACGCUGGAGAUACUCCAUCGGAUUAUAUUGAGCAGAGGUUUGAAGAGGAUAGAAGAAGAGAACGAGGAGAGAUUAACGAUGAUGACGAGGACUAA
Naegleria lovaniensis is the source of this 399-nucleotide messenger RNA. RefSeq lists its product as uncharacterized. The transcript has a single exon. The record is from RefSeq and is a predicted model, not a curated record. NCBI's taxonomy places the organism in Eukaryota, Heterolobosea, Eutetramitea, Acrasida, Naegleriidae. The coding region runs from base 1 to 399 and encodes 132 amino acids.